AUGAAUUCUUUCGGGCUCUGUGUGCUAUCUGGGUAUCGAUGUUCCGAGGCACAGCGAGAGUUGUCGGAUCGGCUGCUAGCCGAGGCGACGCUCGCAUGCGAGUCUGCCAAGGAAAUCGUAGAAACUAACAAGGAGGAGACGGAUCACCGACUGCUGGAGAAGCUCAACGACAUCGAAUUUCGUAAGAAGGAAUUACUGCGGAUACGAAAGGACAGCGUUCUGGAACUCGAUGCGCUGUCCGUGUACGAACAGCGAGUUACGAACGUGCUGAAGUCUGUAAAGAGAAACGCUCUCGCAAUUAGCGAAAAAUGUCUCGUUGCUAGGGAGCGUAGAUUGGGCAUCGACUUGGUCCACGAUGACGUUGAGAGGAGUCUGCUGAAGGAGCGCGAGGUGAUACGAGGAGCGGAGCGUUUGCUGGAUCGAGUCCUGGCCGAAACUCGCGAGCAAAUCCGUAAAUUGAAAGCCACGUUGUAUCACAUCGAUCACGAUCUCGAAAAUAAGGAGUGCAAUUUACGUAUCGAUCGUCGUAACGUGACUCUAAGGGAGACCGAUUUCAAUCUGAGUAUCUAUCACGCGGAUAUUUCGCGUCUCGACAAAUCGGUAAUAAUGCUAAAUGAAUGGGAACUGCAAUCAAACAGCAAUGUUAUCGAUGCAAAUAAAGAAAUGAAUUGUGCGAAGCAACUGCGCUGUUACAUCGAUGCGAUAAUUAAGCAAACGAUUGAUGAUUUAAAUAGACAGAAAAAUGUCACAAACGAAGCUUUCAGGCAGCGCAUCGAGCAGACCCGGGAAGCUAAAACCAAACUGGAACUUCAGCACUCGGAGAUAAUAAAACAAGUUACCGCUAUGUCGGGUAAAAUCACGUACAUAAAAAAGUCAAUAGCUGACAAAGAAGGUUACACGGCACUGGCUCAUACAAGACUAGGUCAUCGAUGUCAACGUCCAGGAAUUGAACUUACUCAGGACUUGGUCGAGGCCAAUCUCGUGAAGGAGAUACACGAAUUACGAAAUGUCGCGGCGAAUCUGCAGCGAAUGCUUCGCGAGGCAGAGACAUCGCUACGGUUCUUGCUUAAAACGCAAGUUCAACUGGAGGAGGAUAUUAACGUGAAGACAAAUACUUUGAAAAUUGACGAGGUCGAAUGCAUGACUUCACGUCAAAGUAUAGAUUAUCACGCGUAUUAAAACGCUAAUAUUAAAGCGUUUAUAUUCUAUACAAUAUAUUUACGAUUUCUUCAGUUUUGCCGUAUCUUGAACGUGAUGUAAUGUAUUUUAUUAUCCAUCAAAAUUUUCGUGCUACAUAAAUUUUUAUAUACAUGUAUAUCUUUUUAUAAAAUAUAUAUAAUCAAAUUACAAGUGUGAUACGUAAAAAGGUACCC
Wasmannia auropunctata (little fire ant) is the source of this 1373-nucleotide messenger RNA. RefSeq names its product tektin-1 (gene Tektin-C). The record is from RefSeq and is a predicted model, not a curated record. The coding region runs from base 1 to 1179 and encodes 392 amino acids. The transcript is spliced from 6 exons. Gene Ontology annotation, cellular component: nucleus; microtubule cytoskeleton. NCBI's taxonomy places the organism in Eukaryota, Metazoa, Arthropoda, Insecta, Hymenoptera, Formicidae. Gene Ontology annotation, biological process: cilium movement involved in cell motility; cilium assembly.